GAGACGGUGUAGCGCUCGGGGGGCAUAAAAGGGCAGAAGUACCAGGGUCGCAGGGUUCAAGAUGGCUCCGGCCUUCUUGGGUGACGUAGCGGGAAGACCUUGGGUCCGCCCCUCCCUCUUGGAGAAGCGGGGAGCAGAACUGGGGCUAGCCCGACGUGUGUACGGUGCGGCCGUCGGUCUGUGGCGCUGCUGUUAACCCCACUCUCUCGGUUGGACGACUCAGCCUCUCUAGGUGAUUCUCACCGCAGGACCGAGCCAAAGGCUCACCGUUGUAAUGUGACACAGCAGACCACAGUGGACCUCAACUCCGUCCCAAAGCUUAAAAGCAGGAAAGGACUGGUUCCACCCCCUUAUGAGUGGGCGCCCAAAGACCAGAGCCCGACUCUUGGGUGACCCGCCGCAGGAUGGAGUAGAUCCGCCCCUUCCUUGUAAUUUGCCCUGCAGAGAUUUGGACCUUCUUCCUGGCUGGACCGCUGGCAGCUUGGGCCUUUCCUACACUCAGUGAUCCUCACUGUGGCCCAAGGCCCAGAAUUAGGUGACUAGAAUGGAGCUGUGGCCCGGGGCCUGGACGGCGCUGCUGCUGCUGCUGCUCCUCCUGCUGUCCACCCUGUGGUUCUGCAGCUCCAGUGCCAAGUAUUUCUUCAAGAUGGCCUUCUACAACGGCUGGAUCCUCUUCCUGGCUAUACUCGCAAUCCCCGUGUGUGCCGUGCGAGGACGCAAUGUCGAGAACAUGAAGAUCUUGCGUCUGAUGCUGCUCCACGUCAAAUACCUGUAUGGGAUCCGAGUGGAGGUGCGGGGGGCUCACCACUUCCCUCCCACGCAGCCCUACGUUGUUGUGUCCAACCACCAGAGUUCCCUCGACCUGCUCGGAAUGAUGGAGGUACUGCCAGAUCGCUGUGUGCCCAUUGCCAAGCGUGAGCUACUUUGGGCUGGCUCUGCUGGGCUGGCCUGCUGGCUGGCAGGAGUCAUCUUCAUUGACCGGAAACGCACAGGAGACGCCAUCAGUGUCAUGUCCGAGGUGGCCCAGACCCUGCUCACCCAGGAUGUAAGAGUCUGGGUUUUUCCUGAAGGAACAAGAAACCACAAUGGCUCCAUGCUGCCCUUCAAACGAGGCGCCUUCCACCUUGCAGUCCAGGCCCAGGUGAUCACAGCAUCUGCUCCCCCGCCCACGCGCCCACAUGCCCGCCCAGGGCUUAGGUCCUCACUGCUCUGCUCCUCACAGGUCCCUAUCGUCCCCAUCGUCAUGUCCUCCUAUCAAGACUUCUACUCCAAAAAGGAACGACGCUUCACCUCUGGACGAUGUCAGGUGCGGGUGCUGCCCCCAGUGCCCACAGAAGGGCUGACACCAGAUGAUGUCCCAGCUCUGGCAGACAGAGUCCGGCACUCCAUGCUCACUAUCUUCCGGGAGAUCUCCACUGAUGGCCUGGGUGGCGGCGACUGUUUGAAGAAGCCUGGGGGAGCGGUCGAGGCCCGGCUCUGAGCUCCACCCGUCCUCCCCUUCUUCCUCCCUGUACCUCCGACCCAGGGCCUGAGGCAGGGCCAGGCCUCUUCCCAGGUCCCCACUCCCCACUCUCCUUUUGGAAUCUUCAACUUCUGAAGUGAAUGUCACUCCGUGCUCUCUCCCUGUCCCACGCGUGGACUCUCCUGCGUGGGUGCAGCCUCCACUACGAGCCCCACCUGCCAUCUUGUCUUGUGGGACAGUUGCCUCCCCUCAUCUCAAGUGGCUCAUCCGAUACAAGGGUGGGAGACAUUCCAUCCCAUCCCUUCCCCAGUGGUCUCUUUGUGGCCUUCUCUCCCUCUCUGCCCUACACUGGACAAUGGACUCAUCCGUUCUGUGGAACAAUCCAUCCUUCACCCCCAAGUCCACAGAUUGAUUGGGCUUAUCUUCUCUUGAGGACUCAUCCUGUGGCUGGAAGCUGAACCUGACACUCCUCACAGGCUCACCUGGGGACUGCCUCAGCACCGUCACCCUCUAUGGGGCUGGCUCUUGUAACUCAGAGGUCUCAUCCCUGCCCGUGCCGGGGGCUGAGCACACUCCACAUGCCAAUCUCUGCUUCCCCCAGCCUUCCCCCGGCCCCAGGUCGUGGUCUUCAGGGUCCUGGCCCAGCACCAUCUAACCAAAUUUUGGAGAGGCAGACACCGGAAGCUGUUCUCCACUCCCUGGGGCUUUAGGGAGCACCUGACCCUGCAAGAGGGAGAGGAGGGCACUUAAUUUAUUUCUUUUUUCUUUUGAGGUACCUCCCUCUCUGAGCCAAUUUUCAUUUCCUCCCAGUGGCAUUGGCCACCCCUUGCCUCCCACUCUAGACCCAUCCCUAAAGCCCAGGAGGUAGGCUGGGGGAAGAAGGAACGGGCGGGAUCCAGUUUUGUGUGGUUGGUUUUUAUUAUCUGGAUAACAGCAAGCAACUGAAAAUAAAGAGAAAGAGAGA
Molecule: messenger RNA, 2426 nt
Organism: Arvicanthis niloticus (Nile rat)
Lineage: Eukaryota; Metazoa; Chordata; Mammalia; Rodentia; Muridae
Source: RefSeq, a predicted model, not a curated record